GUCAUCUGUUUCACGUACUGUUGCCUGCGGCACAAGCGGUGGCGCUGUGUCGCAUUAGCACCACGCGCCAUCUAUCUUGCUCGUCGGAGCCCGAAACUCUGAAUUGUCUUUUUCGUGCCGCUCGUGGCAGAAGUUGGUUAUUUACAUCCAUUCCCCUGAACUUGUACAACAUGGCAGAGCUCGAAGACACUCAGUUCGAGUCAGGGGAUUCUGGAGCUUCAGCAACAUUUCCCAUGCAAUGCUCUGCUCUUCGCAAAAACGGUUUUGUUAUGUUGAAGUCAAGGCCUUGCAAGAUUGUAGAAAUGUCCACAUCCAAGACUGGUAAACAUGGCCACGCCAAGGUCCACAUGGUUGGUAUAGACAUUUUCAAUGGCAAGAAACUUGAAGAUAUUUGCCCUUCCACCCACAACAUGGAUGUUCCUGUUGUCAAGAGGGAGGAUUUCACUCUCAUUGACAUUUCUGGUGAUGGUUAUCUUUCAAUGAUGAAUGACAACGGAGAUUUGCGUGAAGAUCUCAAGGUUCCAGAUGGAGACUUGGGUAAUCAAAUUAGGACUGAUUUUGAAAACGGUCGUGAAUUGCUCUGCACCGUUUUGAAAGCCUGCGGCGAAGAGUGUGUCAUUGCCGUCAAAGCCAACACAGCUGCCGAAAAGUAAUUCACACAAAAAUUGAAGUUUCACUUCCAACUGGUUACCAAUAAAAAAUGGAGAGAAACACAAAAAAAUAAACGGGAAACAGCUGUGGAUAUUGGAUUUAAAUUCUACUUUCUUUAAUUUUGCCUACUACCGAUUGAAUGUUAAUCGUGGGGAGAAAUGGGUAUCUAACCUUGUUGCCUCGUUUCAUUGGAUAAGUCCAUCUCUUGUUCUGGUUUAUUAUUACCUCUCCCGUUCGACCCAAUGGGUCAAUAGACAGACUUGUUAAUGAACGCUAGACGCUAUUCUGCAGUUAAUUGCGAAAUGGUUGUUUUUAAUUUUUCUCUACUCAUACCCAUUUCCCAUGCAGCAAACGAAAGAGUUCAAUAAAUCAAUUUCAAGCACUUCA
Molecule: messenger RNA, 1038 nt
Organism: Daphnia magna
Lineage: Eukaryota; Metazoa; Arthropoda; Branchiopoda; Diplostraca; Daphniidae
Gene: eEF5
Product: eukaryotic translation initiation factor 5A
Exons: 5
Coding region: 171-653 (160 amino acids)
Biological process (GO): positive regulation of translational termination; positive regulation of translational elongation
Molecular function (GO): translation elongation factor activity; RNA binding; ribosome binding
Source: RefSeq, a predicted model, not a curated record